This is a messenger RNA of Entelurus aequoreus (snake pipefish), 3347 nucleotides long. Its product is annotated as protein PHTF2-like. The record is from RefSeq and is a predicted model, not a curated record. Gene Ontology annotation, cellular component: endoplasmic reticulum. NCBI's taxonomy places the organism in Eukaryota, Metazoa, Chordata, Actinopteri, Syngnathiformes, Syngnathidae. The coding region runs from base 178 to 2427 and encodes 749 amino acids. The transcript has 20 exons.
CUCGUCAGCGGCGUUCGGACAGACUAAAAGGCUUGAAGACGAGCAGCAUCUUCAGCAAUCAUGGCUGGCUAGCGAGAUUGGAGUUUUCUCUUUCACAGCUUGUUAUCGGCCACACCCGAGAAGCCGCCAGGGAGUCUUAAAAUGCCCUAGAUGACAAGAGGGGACAUGUAAAUGUAAAUGGCUUCCAAAGUAAAAGAUGCUGUGGUGUGGUACCAGAAAAAGAUUGGCGCCUAUGAUCAGCAAAUAUGGGAGAAGUCUGUGGAGCAGCGAGAAAUCAAGUUUAUAUCGCUGGGCCUGAGGAACAAGCCAAAGAAGACGGGACACGUCAAACCGGACCUCAUCGACGUGGACUUGGUUAGAGGCUCAGCUUUUGCAAAGGCCAAACCUGAGAGUCCAUGGACCUCGCUGACACGGAAAGGCAUCGUACGCGUCGUCUUCUUUCCCUUCUUUUACCGAUGGUGGAUCCAGGUCACCUCCAGAGCCAUCUUCCUCUUGCUGCUGGCGCUUUACCUGCUGCAAGUGGCGGCAGCCGUCCUCUACGCGAGCGUACCGCAGCCUCACGCCAUACCCGCCACCGAGGUGUUCGGCGCCAUCUGGCUAAUGCUGCUGCUGGGCACUGUGCACUGUCAGAUCGUCUCCACCAGGACGCCCAAGCCUGCCUCCGGUGGCGGCGGGAAAAGACGCAGGAAGUUGAGGAAAGCCUCCCAGAUGGAGGUGCAUAGGGAAGGCGAUGGCUCUAGCACUACCGAUAACACACAGGAAGGGGCGCCGCACUCCCACUCAGCCGGCGCAAAGUACAGCCUGGGCACUCUCUUCCACCAUUUCUGGCAUGAUCUCUGUAAAGCUGGAUCCAAGAAGUCCAAGCUGUCCAUUGACAAGUCCACAGAGACGGACAACGGCUAUGUGUCGCUUGACGGCCGUGUCAACAACGAGGAGGGUCUGCAGUUGUUUAACCGCCUUGAUGAGGUGUGCUGGGCCACCCGUGGCCCGCCCUCGCAUGCUCAGGCUGCCCGCAGUGCCAACAGCAACAAAGAGCCUGCAUCGGAUGAGGCUUCCAGUGAGGAGGAUCCUGACGCGUCCUAUAUCGCCUUACGUAGAGGAGUCGAGAGACUCAACGCCGACUGCUCGCUACGACACCGCAAAAGCACACACUACAAGAAACACUACAUUGUGGAGGACAUUCUCAAGUCCGCCACCAGCUGCAGUUCCAGAUGUUCCAGCUUGAGGACCCCGGACUCAGAGAGCACUCGCCACGAGUCUGAGACAGAGGACCUUCUGUGGGAGGACUUCCUGCACUGCGCUGAGUGCCGCUCGUCCUGCAGCUCGGAGACGGAUGGGGAAGGCGGCGGCGCGCCCGUCUGUCCACCCACCAAGAAGGAGUACAGGGACGAUCCUUUUUACCAGGGCCACGCCCCCUGGCUGCACAGUUCCAACCCAGGCCUGGAGAGAGUGAGCGCAAUCGUGUGGGAGGGCAACGAGUGCAAGAAGGCGGACAUGUCUGUGCUGGAGAUCAGCGGCAUGAUUAUGAACAGAGUUAAUCUUCACACACCAGGAAUCGCUUAUCAAGUCUUUGGAAAUCUGGUGUCUGUCACACUGGGACUCACACCUUUUGUCUACAGAUUGGCUCAGCACCGAGACCUGGAUCAACUGACCACGCUGUCAGCCAAUGAGCUUCUGUCUGAGGCGCUGGGCGGCGGCUCCGGGGAUGCCUUAGUGGUCACCAUGGUGACAGUGAGUUUCAUGGUGCGUGUGUGUCUCAUCUGGCUUUUCUUCUUCCUGCUGAGCGUUGCAGAGAGGACCUACAAGCAGAGGCUGCUGUUUGCCAAACUGUUUGGUCACCUGACGUCAGCUCGCAGAGCUAGAAAGUCAGAAGUUCCACAUUUCCGCCUGAAGAAAGUAGAGAACAUCAAGAUGUGGUUGUCAUUACGCUCGUACCUCAAGCGUCGAGGUCCUCAACGCUCUGUAGACGUCAUCGUGUCCUCCGCUUUCUUGUUGACGCUUUCUGUGGUCUUCAUUUGUUGUGCUCAGCUGCUGCACGUUCACGACACCUUCCUAGAGUGUCACUACAACUGGGAGUUAGUCAUCUGGUGUUCCAGCCUCUCCCUCUUCCUGCUCAGGUUUGUCACUCUGGGCUCUGAAACCAGCAAGAAGUACAGCAACACAUCCAUUCUGCUCACUGAGCAGAUCAACCUGUACUUAAAGAUGGAGAAGAAGCCCAACAAGAAGGAGGACUUAACGCUAGUCAACAAUGUGUUGAAACUAGCAACCAAACUACUCAAAGAGCUGGACACUCCUUUCAGGCUGUACGGUUUGACCAUGAACCCUCUGCUGUACAACAUCACACAGGUGGUCAUCCUGUCUGCCGUGUCAGGUGUCAUCUCAGACCUGCUGGGCUUUAACUUGAAGCUGUGGAAGAUCAAGUCGUGACAGUGAAGCGAUGACUCAGCAACUGACUGAAGAAGACGACAACAACAUAUCAUCACUUUGUGCAAUCAAGUUCUUUAGCCGCUCAGUGUUUUCUCCUUAUUAUUUAAUGUAUUAUUUAUGACGUCACAAAGUGUUAUUUUGCUUCUCUGCACAUUUACCUGCAGUUUUAUGGUAGUUUCGUUUUAGUUAAUUAUUUAUGCUGUAAUUUUUACAACUGAAACUAUCAAGCUUGAAAAAGGUUACUCAGACAUGUUUGGUACAAUUGCUUAAACAUAAAAAAAGUGAUAUUUUUGUUUAAAAAUGACAGCUUAGUACUCAAAACAAUGUAAAUGACUUCACACCAAACAAUUACUUUAUUUUUGUACUUAAACAUACUUUUAUUUUAUUGUUAUUUUCAUUUAGCUUUUCCUUUCCAACCAAAUCAGACUUUAUUGACGUAUUUAAAAGCGUCAACAAUGUCCUUUUUUAUUUUUUACUUUUCAUUCAAGUUGUUUUUUUGGUGUUUUGGCAGGUGACAUCAGUGUUAGGUUGUAACAUCAAAAGAAAGAAAAAGAUGCACUUUAUAAAAUACACACACGUAAUAUCAAUCACAUGUAAAUGUUUCUGCUUAUUCAUCAUGUUUUUUUUUUGGAGGAGACCAAAGAGCUUACUUUUCCCGCUGCUUUGAUUUUCUCUUUCUGAUAAAAGAAUGUAUUAUCAUCUUUAAUGUUUUUAUUUUGUCUUUUUGCUGUACUUUUUGGUAUUUGGUCUCGUUACAUCAUGAAUAUGUUGACAUUUGUUCCUCACACGUUUGUGGCGAGAAAGCAUGUUUUCUUGUGUUUUUUUUAAUGAAACAGAAUUGUGAAUAAUUUAAGACUUUUUGAAAGCAAACUUGGUUUGUUGACAUGUCUACAUUUUUUUGUAAUAAAAUCAAAAACUGG